This is a messenger RNA of Trametes versicolor FP-101664 SS1, 606 nucleotides long. RefSeq lists its product as uncharacterized. The transcript has a single exon. The annotation marks the transcript as partial. The record is from RefSeq and is a predicted model, not a curated record. NCBI's taxonomy places the organism in Eukaryota, Fungi, Basidiomycota, Agaricomycetes, Polyporales, Polyporaceae.
GCCCUACGCUUCUCAAAGAGCGGCACCGCCCCAGGGAAGGAUGGAAUUCCGUACGAAGUAUGGAAAACCCUGAGUGCGAGGUUCACCGAGGAUAGCCGACACGAAGGGCGACCGGUGUUCGAUGUACUACGCCUAAUAAGAGCCGCGCUCCUGGACAUCCAAAACCACGGAGUCGCGACAAAGUCCCCCUUUGCGGAUGGAUGGAUGGCCCCGAUCUACAAAGAGAAAGGGGAAAAGACGAGAAUAGUCAACUAUAGACCGAUAACGCUCCUAAACACAGACUACAAAUUACUCACAAAGAUCCUUGCCCUCCGACUAGCGGCGGCAGCGCCGGACUUAAUACAUCCUGCACAAGCAGGUUUUGUUCCCGGGAGAAGACUCCACAACCACACUCAACUCGCGCGAAUGAUGAUCUCCUGGGCCGAACGAAAUGAAGUUAAUGGUGCUAUUGUAGCCUUAGACCAGGAAAAAGCUUACGAUAAGAUCGCGCACGACUAUCUGUGGUGUGUACUAACUAGAUUCGGAAUCCCAGACCGAUUCGUAAACACGGUAAAAUCACUAUAUGCGAACGCGAAAACGUCAGUACUGAUUAACGGAGUCCUAAGU